AUGUCAUACAGCGCUGCAGAUAUGUAUUCUUCGGGUGGCGGCGGAGGGGCCAGCAGAUCAAGCAUGAGGCAAUCGCAAUAUGGCCAGCCAACUACGGCUGCAUCAGGAUAUGCUAGGCCGCAGUCGGGCGCCAUGGGAAGAGCUCACCAGGCGAAUAAUGCCAAUGCACAAGGCUGGGCGCAGCAGGACGAUUCAGACGAUGAUGAGAGCGACGGUGAGUUGGGAUCGAGGCCUAUGAUUGUUCAAUGCGGCGAGUUCUCCAUUCAGAAAGGGGACGCAACACCUGCGCCACGUCCUGUCCACGCCAUCUGUCAUUGCUCUGUGCAACAUGCAACCUUUUACCCACACAGAUGGCCUCUUCAGGCCGCACGAUGCAGGCAUAGUUGCUCAUUGCACACACCGCCUCCCCUUCGCACAGAUGACUGGAAUGUGUACGACGAUUUUAACAAUGCGGGUCCGCCCACCAAAGCGGCCCCUUCGAUGCUGCAGCGAUCGAACAGUGAUUUCGAUAAUUAUGGAGGAGCGACGCAGCCGUACAGGGACAUCGAGGCCGCGCCUGGCGCUCCCGACUUGCCGCCAGUUGAUAUCGCAGGUGUCCGCGGGGCGGGUGGCAACAGGCAAUCGCGCGUCCAGUCAACGCUUCUCGAUCCCAGCGCUUUCGGAUUUGAUCCACGCGUUUCGGAUCCUAAGCGCAUGUCCGUCAUGGCCGACAACCCCAUGCCUAGUCGUCCAUCGGGUUACGAUGCCUACGGACCGCUCUAUGAGUCGGAAGACACUGGCUCAAGAGCCAAGAUGCCAAGCACCCCUGGAGACAAGGCGGGCUCGGAGGGCAUCGAGCUCAUCACCGUGCCCGCUCUCGGCGCCGAAUAUACUGAUGAGGAACGCCGUCAAAUGCGCACCAGAGCCAAGAGAAAGAGCAAAGCGAAUGCGAAGAAGAGAAAGGUGCAGGAUGAGGCGGGCAAGUGGGCGAGGGGUGAGAAGAAGUACUUUGGAUGGCUUGGCCCUCGAGCUGCGGUGUUCCUCGGCUUCGCAUUUCUGGUGGUGUGAGUGUAGCCUCAUGAAAGUGCAAAACGCACACAAAGCUAAUCCCUGGUGUGUGGUCCACCUCCAGACUCGGCGUCACGCUCUAUUUCGUGAUACCAAGGGUGCCAACCUUCGGUCUGCGCACCUUGGAGCCAGUCACGGCGGUGCCAGAUGCUGGAGGCAUGUCCACCGGUGGACCGCCUGCUAACUUCAGCAUGACAAUGAACCUCAAUCUGCAGGCCAACAAUCGCGGAGGCUGGGUGACUAGUCAAGCUAGCGAUUUAGAAGUGAUCGUGACCGAUCUGAUGACUCACGAGAAAGUAGGACAGGGCAAGAUGGCCAGUCUCGGCUUCAAAGGCAGAGACAAGACGCAAUUCGCUUUCCCGGUACAAUUCUCUUACAGCAGUCUGAACGCUACUGGAGACGCGACGUACCACAAUUGGCAGGAUGCCUGUGGGCCAAAGUGUGAGUUUUGGCAUUGCAAGCCGGCGCUGCAGUCACAGACAAAGUUUCUGAUUCAAGACAGUGUGCACGCCUCGGCAUCACUCCAGAUGGUGGAGCGAAACGCCCCACGCUCAAUAUUGCCCUCACUCUUACGAUGAACAUCGCUGGCUUGAUUGGUCGUAAGGGAUCCAGUACGCAGCUCAAUUCGGUCGUCUGUCCCUUCGAGCUGACCAAUACGUGAGUGUUGGCCAAGCAGGGUAUAGCGUAUAUAGCGCGCUCAAGCAUCUUCUGACAGGCACAUUUUAAACCUCCCUCAUUCCCAAAGUCAAAUUCAUUGA
Messenger RNA from Ceraceosorus bombacis, 1805 nucleotides. NCBI's taxonomy places the organism in Eukaryota, Fungi, Basidiomycota, Exobasidiomycetes, Ceraceosorales, Ceraceosoraceae. The record is from the annotation of a GenBank genome assembly.